UCUUAAUAUAGGGAAUAUGACUGGCUGAUUGAUAUUUUUAUGAUCAGUGAUGAAGAUCUUGAAAUUGAAGAAGAAAAACAUCAAAAAGAGUUUGAAAUUUUGAAGGCUCCUUUUUGGAUGAAUCUCACUAAAUUCAAUUUUUGUGAUGGAGAUGAAGAUGAUGAGGCGGUACAAAUUCUUACAGAAAAUCUACUCCAAUCCUGAGUGAAUCACGGUAUCAAAAGCCUGGUGUUUACUAAAUGAAAAUUCCCAUUAAUUACUGAGGAAAAUGUACAAAAUAUUGAAAUAAUAACCCCAGAAGAAAAUUUAAGACCUCUUUAUGGAAUAUCUUUUAUAAAAUGUGAAUUUGAGGAAUCUAAACAAUAUGAUAAGGCUGACCAAAUCGGACUCCUCCUCAACUGUGAAGGCCUUCCUUCCCGAUCACCAAGUGGCGACCCUCAACAAGUCGGAGGAGGGAUCUCCAGCAUCACUUUCAAGAACAACGGAUUCUCAGAAGUAGAAAUGGCCAAGCUCAAAGUGUACUUGUGUUAUGCAGAGAACCUAAUGAUUUAUGAAGAAAACUAAA
Messenger RNA from Moneuplotes crassus, 565 nucleotides. The record is from the annotation of a GenBank genome assembly. Lineage: Eukaryota; Ciliophora; Spirotrichea; Euplotida; Euplotidae.